UUUGCGUCAUUAUUUUGUUGGCUUCGCGCUGUCGCCUCCUCCUCCUCCUCUUCCUCUCCUCUCCACCACCAUUACCACACCGGUUUGUCGCGUCAUUUGGACUAUAUAUUUUUUUUCUUCUUCUGGAGGAGAGGCAUUCACGGGAAGAAGGAAAAAGCGGGUGCGCCACCUCCUCCUCCACCUCCUUCUCCUCCACCACCUCCUCCCAUAGCGUCUUCUUCUCCUUCCCAGUUCCCGUUGCACGGUGGCGCCGCGGAGGUGAUCUGCUUCUUCCCCGGGGCCGCGGUGGUUGUUUUCCGGGGGUGCCUCUCCCAGAGUCUCCCGGAGUCUCCGAGACCCCCACCCCUCCCCCCCCGCCCCCCCCCCCCCACCCUCCGUGUGGAUGUGCUGAGGGAGCCGGGCGCGCGCGGCCGUUCGGUUUAUGGAAGUUGUGGGCUGCAAGAAAGAGGCAGGCAGUUGCGCGUUGCGUCCGGGACCGGGAGCCAUGCUGUUCCACGGGAUCUCCGGGGACCACAUCCAAGGGAUCAUGGAGGAGAUGGAGAGGAGGUCCAAGUCGGAGUCGCGCCUGUCGAAGGGCAUGCAGCUGAACGGGAGAGAGUCGACGCUGCCCUCCAUGAGCCCGGAGAAGCCCGCCCUGUGCGCCGGCUGCGGCGGGAAGAUCUCGGACCGGUACUACCUGCUGGCCGUGGACAAGCAGUGGCACCUGCGCUGCCUCAAGUGCUGCGAGUGUAAACUGGCGCUGGAGUCCGAGCUCACGUGCUUCGCCAAGGACGGAAGCAUCUACUGCAAGGAGGAUUAUUACAGAAGGUUCUCCGUGCAGAGGUGCGCGCGCUGCCACCUCGGCAUCUCGGCCUCGGAGAUGGUGAUGCGCGCGCGAGACUCCGUGUACCACCUGAGCUGCUUCACGUGCACGAGCUGCAACAAGACGCUGACCACGGGCGACCACUUCGGCAUGAAGGACAGCCUGGUGUACUGCCGCCUGCACUUCGAGGCGCUGGUCCCGGGCCCGGACUACCACCAGCAGCUCAACUUCGCCGAGUUGGCGGCGAAGGGAGGCGGCGGCGGGGGCGGCGGGGGCGGCGGAGGCGGCGGCGGGCUCGCGCUGCCGUUCUUCAACGGCAACGGGACCGCGCAGAAGGGAAGGCCGCGCAAGAGGAAGAGCCCGGCCAUGGGGAUCGAUAUACCGAGCUACAACUCCGGCUGCAACGAGAACGACACGGACCACAUGGACCGGGACCAGCAGGCCUACGCCCCCACGCAGAAGACCAAGCGCAUGCGGACGUCCUUCAAGCACCACCAGCUGAGGACCAUGAAGUCGUACUUCGCCAUCAACCACAACCCCGACGCCAAGGACCUGAAGCAGCUGGCCCAGAAGACGGGCCUCACCAAGAGGGUUCUGCAGGUUUGGUUCCAAAACGCGAGAGCCAAAUUCAGAAGGAACGUUUUGCGACAGGAGAACGGGGGGGUCGAUAAGGCCGACGGCACCUCCCUCCCCGCGCCCUCGUCCGACAGCGGCGCCCUGAGCCCCCCCUCCAGCACGGCCACGCUAACCGACCUGACUAACCCCUCGAUCACUGUAGUGACCUCCGUCACCUCGAGUCUGGACAGCCACGAUUCGGGGAGCCCGUCACAGACUACCCUGACAAACCUUUUCUGACACGGGACCUGAUCUAUCUUUUAUUUUCAUUUCAUUUUUAAAUCACAUGUUUUUUUUUUAUGUUCUUUUUAUUUAUUUAUUUUCUCCUUUUUUCUUCAAUUUUGUACAAAUUUUUUUUUUAAAGUGACACCUUUAAAAAAAUUUAAAAAACCACCACAGCUCCUUGGAACAGGAAGUGUUGUACCGUGUCUACAAACAACAACAACAACAACAACAAGAGCAGCGACCACAUUAAAACACAAGGAAAGCAUCUUUCAUGUGUAGCAUCUGAACCUCGCGGCCGACUCACAGUUUGCAGGAUCGAUUUUGGUUUUUUGGACGGGACUUUUUCUUAUUUUUAAAGAACAUUUUCAUGGAUCUCAAAAUUCAUCGGGAAAAAUAACUGGAAAAAUAGAUUUUUUUUAAACUUGAUUUUGACUUUAUUUGUAUAUUUGUAUUGCAUUAUGAUUAAAACUAACAAGCCCCUCGUUAAUUUAUAAUUAAUUGAUAAUUAAAAAAAAUAUAUAUGAAUAUUUUGUUUCAAGUUGGAUGGAAUCAGACAUUUUAAUAUCUCACACAGGCAUAACCUCCAUGAGCGCCGAGCCACGGCAACUUUAAGAGGCAAUAGAUCCAUAAAUCUACUGGAUAAGCCCCGCCCACAACCUGCACAGCGCUACCUGUUCAUCAUGCGAUGCAGCCACGCUGAUAGAAAUGGUUUCCAUCGUUACGAAUCUGGACUGGAGAGCAGUUUAUUGUUUUCAUCAUAUUCAGAUUAAUCCCCGUCCAGCACGUCCAGAGCCUCGGCUCAAACUCAGCCGCCCGGUGAAAAGUGCAUAACUGUUUGUUUUGAUCAUGUUGCUCAGGGUGUGAUUCUGAAGGGGGAAGAAGUUAGAUGUGCAGACACAAACAUUGAAAUGACCUCAGAGGGGGGCGGAGCCACGAGGGGCAGCCAGCGGGGAAUCACCGCCCGGGUGUUUUUUGGCCAUAUUUAUAUUUUCUUUCUUCUUUUUAACGCCACCGAACAACCAAAACACACGUUUCCUCUGGCUGAGAGAGAGCGAGAGAGAGAGAGAGCCGACGGGCUCCGUGGUCGGUUCUCCUGUGGUUCUCCUGUGGUUCUCCGGGUCGAUGCCUAACUCAGUUCUACGACGUGCCUUACGCUAUAACUUGGGAGAGAGCUUCAGGAUGUAUGUGUUCUUUGUGAUCGGACUCACAUCCUUUCUGACGCCUCGCUAGUUUUGUACUGUUUUUUGCAUCUUAAUUUCCCGAAGAUCUUUUUAUGGUGUAUCAUGUAAAAAAUAAAAAAUAAAGAGGGAGAAGGGGGAGGGGGGGGGGCAGCGAUGUCAUAGAAAGCGUGUGUGCUCUCUCCUUGAUGAGGGGGGUGAUCCGAGGAGCUCAUAUAUGGAUCUUGUGUGAAUAGACGAGUACAGUAAGUGUUCUAUCGAGAUGUCCAUGUUUCCUGUUUCUUGAUGAAGAUGGUGUAUAGAAACUAUUUCCCCUUAAAUAUUUAUGGACCAAAACGGUUGUUAUAUAUCUUAUUAAAUUUGUGUGAAUAAAAAAAUACUUUGCU
Molecule: messenger RNA, 3206 nt
Organism: Pseudoliparis swirei
Lineage: Eukaryota; Metazoa; Chordata; Actinopteri; Perciformes; Liparidae
Gene: lhx9
Product: LIM homeobox 9
Exons: 5
Coding region: 422-1657 (411 amino acids)
Biological process (GO): neuron differentiation; regulation of transcription by RNA polymerase II
Cellular component (GO): nucleus
Molecular function (GO): RNA polymerase II transcription regulatory region sequence-specific DNA binding; DNA-binding transcription factor activity, RNA polymerase II-specific
Source: RefSeq, a predicted model, not a curated record